This is a messenger RNA of Daldinia childiae, 891 nucleotides long. RefSeq lists its product as uncharacterized. NCBI's taxonomy places the organism in Eukaryota, Fungi, Ascomycota, Sordariomycetes, Xylariales, Hypoxylaceae. The record is from RefSeq and is a predicted model, not a curated record. Gene Ontology annotation, molecular function: methyltransferase activity. Bases 1 to 891 code for a protein of 296 amino acids. The transcript has 8 exons.
AUGUCGCUGGAUUCAAGUCUUUAUCAUUACGUCCAAGAAAAUGGCCGGACUUACCAUAGAUAUAAAGAAGGCAGAUAUUUCUUACCAAAUGACGCCGCAGAACAAGAGCGACUAGACCUUCAGCAUCAAUUAUUUAUAAUAACUAUUGAAAAUAAGCUUAAUCUAGCCCCAAUACCGGAUAACCCCCCGCGGGUCUUGGAUAUUGCGACGGGGACGGGCAUAUGGGCGAUAGAAUUUGCCUUCCAGCAUCCCGGAUCCUGUGUUAUCGGGACAGAUCUAAGUCCGAUCCAACCUCAAUUCCUACCAGAGAACUGCAAAUUCGAGAUUGAUGACGCAGAGGACGAAUGGACGUUUAGCGAACCGUUUAACUAUAUCCAUGGACGGGCGCUAAUGAGUUGCUUCAAUGACCCGGCGGCUGUAGUGAAACAGGGGUUCGAGCACCUAGCACCUGGAGGCAUUAUGGAAUUCCAGGAUGCGUUAUUCCCGAUGAACUAUGUUGGUGACUUGCCAACGGAGUCAGCACUGUACCGGUGGAACCAGAUGAUGCUCGAGGGUGUAUCACGUCUCGGCCGCUCCUGGUCUAAUGCUCGGAAUUAUCGUCGUUAUUUCGAGGAAGCCGGCUUCGAGAACAUCGUCGAGAAGCGCUUCUACUGGCCUACUAGUCCCUGGGCGAAGGGACAGCACUAUAAGACCAUCGCUACGUACUUUCAGGAGGACUUACUCACGGGUCUCGAAGGUAUAAGCUUCAAGGUGCUAGGAGUGUUGGGCUUGUCAGCUGAACAAGUUCGGGAAUUCGUCGAGGACGUUAAGAAGGAUCUUAUGGGCACUAGUGUUCAUGCGUAUGUAACUGUGACGUAUAUAUAUGGGCAGAAGCCGGGUAAUCUGCCUUAA